AUGGCUUCCGCAUCGAUGGAUGCUUUAGGAGCCUUCUCCCACCUUCAGACCAACCUACCCUCCUGGAUCAAUCGCGUCUCGGAACUUGCGGUGCACACCUCCGCCAGACACACGAAAUACACCGAAGCCUACCGGCGACACACCACAUCCAAACACCGCCGCCGCAAGAAUAGCUCCGUAUGCUCCAUCCAUACCGAUGACUUCGUCCCGAUCGCACAACGAGACGGCCCAACCUCGGAAGCUGUGGAAGCAAUGACCACCAGCACAGCCGGAGAUGACGCGCCUGUGCCGCCGCAAACCGCUGGACGCAAGCGCGGCACGGACGAAGCCCCGUCGAUCGACUCCGGUGAACGAUACACCUUGGUCAGCACCCGGCACAAUGUUAUCAUCGAAUACGACGGUCAUACACAGAAGAUGCUCGAAGAGGUUGUCCGGGACAUUGGCAUCGCAAGGAACCAUAUCCGUCGGGGAAAGAUGGGGCUGAUGUCGCGCGGAGGUCUUCGAUCCAAUUUGCUAAAUAAGACGGGGUUGGGCCGUGGCCAGCCAGGAGAAGGGGGCUCACCACUGUCAUCGCUGUCUUGCGUCCGCAGCACCCGGACUGGCGGCGGGGUCGUUGGAGUGACCGGCUCUACUGGCAUCCGCAAAGAGUCCCCCUUCGACUUCGCAGAUAAGCAGUUGGAACUGGCCCACGGCCUCUGCGAGACCGCCGCAUAUCAGGUCCUCCGGUCGGGCGACUGUGGAACUGAACUCGACGGAGUGGAGAUGAAAUUCCGAAUGCUACUGGAAAUGGCCGACAGUGAGGUCGAGCGCCUCGAAGAGGAAAAGAAGCAACAGACAGAGGAAACGACGGGGCAAGCCGACGCGCCAUCGCAACCAACCGAGGAAGACGCGCCCGCGAAACCACCGCCGACCCCGACCGCCGCCCAUCUCGCCCGAUUUGCCGCCAUCGCCGCGAGGAAGCCGACCGUCGCGGCGCCCGGUACGAUCGAGGUCGAUGAUGCCUCGUCUAUAUCGGCCGAAUCCAUUGACCUAUCCGCAUUCCGGUCCUCACGGAUCCGGGUGUAG
Messenger RNA from Penicillium canariense, 1065 nucleotides. RefSeq lists its product as uncharacterized. The coding region runs from base 1 to 1065 and encodes 354 amino acids. The record is from RefSeq and is a predicted model, not a curated record. The transcript has a single exon. NCBI's taxonomy places the organism in Eukaryota, Fungi, Ascomycota, Eurotiomycetes, Eurotiales, Aspergillaceae.